Hyla sarda is the source of this 2535-nucleotide messenger RNA. RefSeq names its product interleukin-13 receptor subunit alpha-1-like. Gene Ontology annotation, biological process: cytokine-mediated signaling pathway. The record is from RefSeq and is a predicted model, not a curated record. The coding region runs from base 303 to 1595 and encodes 430 amino acids. Lineage: Eukaryota; Metazoa; Chordata; Amphibia; Anura; Hylidae. Gene Ontology annotation, molecular function: protein binding; cytokine receptor activity. Gene Ontology annotation, cellular component: external side of plasma membrane. The transcript has 11 exons.
CCUCUCAGUCAUAACAAUGUAUGACGUGACUGCUCCCUGCCCUCUCAGUGCGGUACAGACGCUAUGGUGGGCAGCACUGGGCACAGACCCCACACCGGGCACUUCCUGACGUCACCAGCACCUGCCCACUUACCUGCCGGACAGACGCGAUAACGCGAGGUGUGGGAGGGAGCGGUGUGGGCGCGGCGUCCUGCACUCCGGGGAGGGUAAGUGCCGGCUGCUGGGAAUAGAACUGUGUACACACGGAGGACACCGACACCAUUACCGGACCGCUGACGGGACUAUACGGGGCACUCGCCGCUAUGACCGCACACCGCUACCUGCUGCUGCUCUGCUGCCUGUGUGCACACUGGACAUGCGGUACCGCACUCUCCGGACUAGGACAACUUCUUGCCCCAACCAACAUAACAUUUGGAAUGAAUGGAAUGUUUUGUCUCUUUUGGAAAUGGGAGAAAGUUACUAGCACUGCAAACUGCUCACUAUCGUACAAAACUGAAAUUUUGACAUCCCCUGCAAAUAUGUCGCCUGGAGGGAAAGAUAAACAUCCGUACUAUACAAUUUUUUUGGAUAAUAGAAUUAAUUUAAACAAGGACCUCACCUUAAAGAUUUACACCCAAUGUGAAGAACAAGCGCCUGUAAUAGUAAGCGCCUCUAAGCUUUUUAUAGCACCACUGGCAACAGGCAAUCCAAAAACUAUGGUGAGAAACAUGACUUGUGUUUGGCACUAUAAGGAAUAUGUAAUUUGCACGUGGAAACCCGGAGAAGUUGCCUCACCCAGUGUUAAUUAUACUUUGCAUUACUGGCUCAAGGAAGAAAAUACUUGUCCUCCAGUUGGAAACGAGGAGCCAACACCGUUUUAUGAUUUAUUAGAUCAAGGGGAACUGUGCCGAAAUUAUACCUAUCACAAUGGAAUACCAGUUGGAUGCCAGUUUAAAUUAGAGAAGAAUUUUAAUGAUUUUUACCGUCUGGUAGCAGUGGUAACAGACAGAACACAAAACAGUAAAGCCUACAUAUACUUCGUCUGUGUCAAUAACAUAGCAAAGUUGAAACCUCCAGUCAUCAAUAAGAUAGAGAGGACUUUGAGUAACAGUGUGCUAGUGAGUUGGAAUGUAUCCAAUACACCUGAGGAUUCAAUAUAUGAAGUACAACUCAACAAAGAAUCUUAUGAGGUCUUUACAGAUCAGAGUAAACAGAUUCCUAAUGCUCUUCCUGAUGUUGCUUACACAGUAAAAGUUCGGGUGAGGUUACAUCAAAAUGCAGUCAGUUUACCUGGCCCACAAAAUGAGAAUUUCCUCUGGAGUGAAUGGAGUGAAGAAAGGACAUUGCAGGCUAUAGAAGGUGGGAAAACCACAUUCACAUUGCUUCUUUUCCUGAUUUCAUUCAUCAUCAUCGUGGUUGUCAUCCUUCUACUAGUCAACGUGAGAAGAUUGCGGAUCCUUAUUUGCCCUCAGAUACCUGACCCUAGUAAAGGAAUAUCGAGUGAUUUUCAGCAUUGGCUACAGUAUGGAAAAUCUGUAUACAGCGAGCCCAAAAAAGAGGAAGUCUGUGUGGUAUCCCUACUGGAAACGUCACCAUCUUCUUCUCCAGUGGAAUAAGAUGUAAAGUGGAAAAUGUGAAGUGAACUAUUUCCGUCCUUUUGUUUACACCUUACGACAGCUGAACUUUAAACACAGGCAUGGUGAUCCAUCGCUGCCACAGCACUUGAACUUUGUGAAAUGCAGAUAAAGAAGCUUGGGAGUGGAGGGCUACAGUAAAUCACUCCUGCUUAAGCAUAUUUGCACUGUAGAGGGAACAGGCAGGACCAUGGAUGCCUUAUUGAGCUUCUUCAAGACACCAUGGACCAGAAUAUUUAUUGAAGGUUCUUUACGUAUGAAGCUGAUCAUUUUCUACCCCUCAUUGGGUGAUAUUUCAUCUGCUUAUAUGUUAGGAACCACAAGCCUCUACAUUGCUGGAAGUGUAAAGGGGUAGCCUGCCAUGCAGUUGUCUCGUUUAUAGGCCGGUAUUUGCAAUAUGACAGCACAAGGGACAGUAAGAAAGUCCUGGUUGGACAAUCGAGUGGGCAAAUUUUGGUUCAAAUUCAUUUUUACAUUCCAACUCGGCCAGUUAUUUGCCUAGGCAUUAUGUAUCUGAAGAGAAACAGUUUGCAACAGGACAUUCUGAAGAGACCUCUACAAAGUCCUGUCACAUGACUGAUCCGGGAUCUAGUCGUCAUUGCUAAGUGAAAUGUUUCUUGUGUGUUAAAUUAAUUUGUUUUUAUAAAGGAGAAGCAGAGGUUUAGGCAUUAAGCUAAGAGACAUUGUUUCCUCAGGAGUCAGGACGUAUAAUCUUCUUUCAAGUCAAAGAACUUUAAAGGUAGACUUACUUUUAUUUUUCUAAUAGAAUGAUAUAAGAAAAAAAUAUUUAAUUUUGUUUUUUAUUAUAAUGAAUUAUACCAUGUGGCUGCAGUAACUGCUGGUAUGACUCUUUUUUAUUGGUGUGAUUUUAUUCUAAGUUUACUGUUCAGUGCCAAUACUUACAGUUAAACCCAAACAAUGA